AUGUCUUCCUCAUCGGGUACACCGGAGUCAUGGAUCUCAUCAUUUUGUUCCUUACUCGGCCAUGAGUACUUUGCGGAGAUAUCGGAGGACUUCAUUGAGGAUGACUUUAACUUGACGGGUCUUCAGACACAAGUGGCUAUGUACAAGGAGGCGCUGGAAAUGAUCCUAGAUGUCGAGCCUGAGGAGGAUGAAGACGACGAGGAAGACGAGGAGGAAGAGGAAGGAGACGAUUCGGUUGAAGGAGAGGAGCGCUUAAACCGUAGAGCUGCCGCAGAUCGAAGACACCACCGCAUGGCCUCCGAUCUUUCGAUCAUCGAGUCUUCUGCCGAAAUGCUUUACGGUCUUAUCCACCAACGUUUUAUCUGCUCUCGCGCUGGUAUCCAACAAAUGUCUGAAAAGUACGAACUCACACAUUUUGGUGUGUGCCCUCGGACUUACUGUGGAGGAACUCGCACAUUACCAGUUGGAUUAUCAGAUGUACCGGGAGAAGAUACCGUCAAGUUGUUCUGUCCUUCCUGCCUGGAUGUUUAUGUUCCGCCGAAUUCUCGAUUCCAGACUGUUGACGGGGCUUUCUUCGGUCGAACAUUUGGGGCUCUUUUCCUCAUGACUUUCCCUGACUACGAUAUCACCAAGAAGGGUGUCGAGGCUAUUGCGGGUUCCCACAGCAACCGAACACUACAAGCGGCUUCGGAUGGAGAAGAGAAGGAAAAGAUCAAUGGCAUGAACGCUGCCAACCUUGCGCCUGGUCUUGGGAAAGGCAACAUGUAUGAGCCCAAGAUCUACGGAUUCAGAGUCUCAGAACGUGCACGCAGUGGGCCAAGAAUGGCUUGGCUGAGAGAUCGCCCCGAAGACAUCAGAGAACUAGACGAGGCUGCCAUUUAUAAUGCUGAGCAUCCCGAAGAAAGCGAAGAGGAGUCCAUGAGUGGUGCACCAACUCGCCUUAGACAACAAUCUCGAAAAACCCGUCGUGGAAACGGUGGCGGUAGUCCCAUGUCAGUGGAGGCGAACGGCGCUGCCUUUGACUGA
Molecule: messenger RNA, 1026 nt
Organism: Cadophora gregata
Lineage: Eukaryota; Fungi; Ascomycota; Leotiomycetes; Helotiales; Ploettnerulaceae
Gene: CKB1
Product: casein kinase 2 regulatory subunit
Exons: 2
Coding region: 1-1026 (341 amino acids)
Cellular component (GO): cytoplasm; protein kinase CK2 complex
Molecular function (GO): protein kinase regulator activity
Source: RefSeq, a predicted model, not a curated record